Messenger RNA from Procambarus clarkii (red swamp crayfish), 530 nucleotides. RefSeq names its product FHA domain-containing protein FhaA-like. The record is from RefSeq and is a predicted model, not a curated record. NCBI's taxonomy places the organism in Eukaryota, Metazoa, Arthropoda, Malacostraca, Decapoda, Cambaridae.
AGUCACAAUCGUGGUGGUCGGAAGAUGCUGGUAUAUAAAGGAACCGGGGCUUACACUGGCCAGUAUACUCAACGUGAAGCAUUCGCCAUGAACACUUUGUCGCUGAUGUUGGUGUUGGUGGUGGCCCUGGCCGCCCUGAUGGGGUCAGCUCGAGCUAUGCCUGACCCCUACGCCCUGGCUUACCCUGACCCCAAUGCUGACCCGCACCAUCACUUUGGUGGCGGAUAUGGUGGCUAUGGCGGAUAUGGGGGCUAUGGUGGCGGAUAUGGGGGCUAUGGUGGCGGAUAUGGCGGGUAUGGCGGCUAUGGUAGAGGAUUCUGGGGUUAAUCUUGAAUUGCACCGUCAGCGAUCGUCACUUCCUACCAAGCGACAAAACAGGCCCAGUAUCCGGAACUCCUCAGCCUCCAGUGUGUGGAAGAUUCAUCUCCUUGACGUGACCUCACCAACUGGUGGAUGGAGAGUCACCCUUUCAACGUUCUUCUUGUAACUUUACCAUGAUGCAUAAAUAAAUACAAUAAACAUAUCAAAGA